CGAAAAGAAGUCAAAGAUUUGCAUAUGAAAAGAUGUUGAAAAUUUGGGAAUUUUAUGUGAAAGAUCUACUAUUCAUAAGUGGGAAAUUAUAAUUGGUUUCAGUAUAUUCUUGUAAACGUCUGGCACAAAAUUUGGAUAUAGGAGCAUAUUCGUUCGGGAAAACGGUCUUUUUUAACCUCAACUAUUUGUUGGCGGGUUUUUCCAACCCAAACUAUGAACUCCAGUCGAUUUCAACCCAAACCUAAAAAUAAUUCAAAACAAUGUUAGUUCGGAAGUUAACGAUUUUCAAGGUUAUUUGAUUUUAUUUUCAGGAUUUGUUGAAUGCUAUAGAGAGAGAAUUACCUAAGGUUGAACAAUCGUUAACUUCCGAACUAACACUGUUUCGUGUCAUGUUGAAAUCGGCUCAUUUACAUUAGUUCAAGUUUCGAUUUUGAAUUAGUUUUAGGUUUAGGUUGAAAUCGACUGGGGGUCAUAGUUUGGGUUGGAAAAAUCCGCCAGUAAAUAGUUGAGGUUGAAAAAUACCGUUUUCCCCCAUAUUCGUCCUCAAAGCACAAUGGAGCAUAGACAUUAAAAUCCGGUUAUCUCCGGUUUAAGAAGAGUGAAAGAAGCAAUUGAUUUGCGUUCACACCUGUUCGGUUUCUUUAUGUCGCGUGGGUUGGUUGAACCAACAGAAAUACGGAGGAAAUUAAACACAUAUCUUAAACCGAACAUAACCGGGGUUGUAAAAAUUAUAACGAUUUGUGGCGAUUCCGUUUAGAUCGGAUAAAAAUCUGCACGACAAAAGUUUCCAUCUUCUUCCUCUGCCAACUUAUAAUCCCGUCAAAGAUCUUUCCUUUAUUUCUCUUCUGGUUUCUUUGUGGUUUCCUGGAGGCUCUCAGCAUCUUCGAGUCGUUGAGAGGAUGCGUUAGAAGAGAGUCUCCUCUGAAUCAUUGGAACAAAAUAGUCUUCGAAUCUCCAAGACUCUAUUGACUGGCCAUGGCUGCUGAUACCACAGCUUCAAGUUACUGGUUGAAUUGGAGGGUCCUCCUUUGUGCAUUAAUCCUCUUAGCUCCACUAGUUUUAGCAGCUGUUCUCAUUUGGAAAUAUGAAGGCAAGAGAAGAAGGCAACGCGAGAGCCAGCGAGUAUUACCCGGGACAUUGUUCCAAGAUGAAGCUUGGACCACAUGUUUUAAAAGAAUCCACCCUCUUUGGUUGCUUGCCUUUAGAGUAUUCUCCUUUGUUGCAAUGUUGACUCUGCUCAUCUCCAAUGUUGUGCGAGAUGGAGCCGGCAUAUUCUACUUCUAUACUCAGUGGACAUUUACUCUUGUCACACUCUACUUUGGGUAUGCUUCGGUGUUGUCUAUUUAUGGAUGCUGCAUCUACAAUAAAGAAGCUGGUGGAAACAUGGAGACUUAUACAAGUAUAGGUGAUACGGAACAAGGCACUUAUAGACCACCAAUCGCCCUUGAUGGGGAGGGAAAUACGUCAAAAUCAUCCAAUAUACAUUCAGAAGCACCCGUCCGAGAAUCAGCGGGGUUUUGGGUUUAUACCUUUCAGAUCCUUUUCCAAACUUGUGCAGGUGCUGUUGUGCUAACAGAUAUAGUAUUUUGGGCAAUAAUCUACCCGUUUACUAAAGGUUACAAGCUGAGUUUUCUCGAUGUUUGUAUGCAUUCUCUCAAUGCUGUUUUUCUCCUUGGUGACACAAGCCUCAAUUCCUUGCGAUACCCUCUGUUCCGGAUCUCUUACUUUGUACUUUGGAGCUGCAUUUUUGUAGCUUACCAAUGGAUAAUCCAUGCCGUCAAGAACUUAUGGUGGCCAUACCAAUUUCUUGAUCUUUCGUCACCAUAUGCACCCUUAUGGUACUUGGGAGUGGCUGUGAUGCAUAUACCGUGCUUUGCGGUCUUCGCUUUGAUCAUAAAGCUGAAGAAUCACUUGCUGCAGCGGCACAAGUCGUAAUAGUUUUGGUUUGCCCGAAUUCAGUUUUCAUCUUCUAUUUGUUGAGAUUCUUGUUCACGAGAAAAUAACACACAUGGAGAGACAAUGGUCAUGGUCAAAGUCACAGUCAAUAAGAAAGUUAGAGAAAGUCAAACCCUCUUUGUGGAUAAGAGGCUAGCCAGGAGAAAGAAAGAGGAAGGCAAGGGAUCUGAAAAUAAUACAAUUGUUGUGUAACUUGUAAAGAUGCGACAAAAUAAGUUAUGAGAAAUUAAUAAAUAUUAUUUUCUUUAAAAAUAAAAGUUGGUUAUAUCA
Arabidopsis lyrata subsp. lyrata is the source of this 2226-nucleotide messenger RNA. RefSeq lists its product as uncharacterized. Gene Ontology annotation, cellular component: membrane. The transcript is spliced from 9 exons. The coding region runs from base 976 to 1935 and encodes 319 amino acids. The record is from RefSeq and is a predicted model, not a curated record. NCBI's taxonomy places the organism in Eukaryota, Viridiplantae, Streptophyta, Magnoliopsida, Brassicales, Brassicaceae.